CCGGAGCGGACCGCAAGUGCUGUGUGACCCCUGGACGUCUCCUGACAUCCGUCUUAUCCGUAUCACUCGCUUGGUCCGUCCCCUUCCUCUCACAGGCGUCUUUCUGCUUCCCCUUCUCGUCCUGUCGCACCGUCGCUGUCCAAGGUCCUGGAUCCCGCAGUCCAGCCGGCUUUGCGGCACUUCACCAAAACACAGUCUACUCGCCCUGUGAUGAUUUACAGCCGCUUUCACUGGAUUACACGUGUGUGGCAGAGAGGCAACGCCGCAAGUGAAUUAAGCAGCGCAGUGUAAUCUGGGGGCUGUUGGGAAAACAGCGAAUGCUCAACUGCCACCAGGGAGAAACAUGAUGAAUGAACUCGCUACUGAGUAGCAGAAGGCUGAUGACGGGAAUUCUGCUCGUGAGCAGGACGCCACGAACACGGUUCCGCAUGUCGCGAGCUCUGGCGAGGAAGUUGAAUGUGCUCCGCAUGUUGCAAACAAGUGAGAAGAGAAGAAGACACGAGCUGCCCACGGAUGCGCGCGGAUUCUGAGGCUUGUUUUUGAAGGAGAUGGAGGAUUUGUUAAAAACUCCUUAUCAUCAUCAUUUAUGAGUCUUUUCUUAAAAACCCGUUCAUACUAAAGUCACCGCGUUCCAGGAAAGCCAGUGAAGGAUCUAGUCAUUCCCUCAAUGCAUCAAAAGCACCAAAUGGAUUUGGAAACGUUUGGAUGGAAUUCGGGCUAACGUUACACUCGCUUGUGCUUUUCCCCUCCGCAGAAGAUUAGUUGUGGAUUUCUUUGCAGAAUUCUCUUGCGCCUGUGAAUUAACGCAUGAACAUGUGGGCUCCGUGAUGCUGACUCCGCGCUAGUCCCACUCCCAGAAUUUAGACAUCUAAUUCGCUCCCUCUUAAGGAAUUCCCUUCUAAAUGGAAUUAGUUGAACUCGAAGCCCGCUGUGAAAGGAGCAGACAUGGUACAAGGACUGGGGCUUCUUCACGUUGCUGCAAGCCUCCUCAUACUUGGGUUGCCUGGAGCAACCAAGAAGGAAGCAGUGCAGAACAAUUCCGGGGUGCAGCCUGCAGGGCAGUGUGGAACAUGGGUGAAAAAACCAGAGGGGGGGCAGUUCACAUCCCCCAAUUACCCCAACAAAUACCCCCCAGAGCGAGAAUGCAUUUACAUCAUUGAAGCCCCUCCGAGACAGUGUAUUGAUCUCUUCUUUGACGAAAAGUAUUCAAUAGAACCUUCAUGGGAAUGUAAAUUCGACCACAUCGAAGUCCGGGAUGGACCCUUUGGCUUCUCACCAAUCAUCGGACGCUACUGUGGCCAGCAGAGCCCUCAGUACAUACGGUCCAGCGGUCGCUACCUCUGGAUCAAAUUCGUUGCAGACGGUGAACUGGAGGCGAUAGGCUUCUCCGCAACCUACAGCUUCACAGCAGAUCCUGAUUUUAAAGACAUGGGGGUCCCCAAGCCUCUGCCUUUUUGUGAAUUCGAGAUGGGUGGACCCGAAGGCAUUAUAGAAUCGCAGCAGGUCACCCGAGAGGGCAAGGCCUCCCCGGCGGAGGCAGUAGACUGCAGGUGGUAUGUCCGAGCGCCUCCCAGCUCCAAGAUAUACUUGCGAUUUCUAGACUAUGAGAUGCAGAACUCUAACGAGUGCAAGCGUAACUUCGUGGCCGUGUAUGACGGCAGCAGCUCUGUGGAGAACCUGAAGAGCAAGUUCUGCAGCACGGUGGCCAACGACGUGAUGCUGAGCACGGCGAUCGGCGUGGUGCGCAUGUGGGCCGACGAAGGCAGCCGUCACAGCCACUUCCGCAUACUCUUCACCACAUUCAGACAGCCCCCCUGUGAGGCAGACACCUUCUUCUGUCACAGUAACAUGUGUAUCAACAACUCACUGGUGUGCAAUGGUGUGCAGAACUGCGUCUACCCCUGGGAUGAGAACCACUGUAAAGAGACGAGAAAGGCCAGCUUCCUGGACAACCUGAACAACACAAACGGGAGCAUUAUUGGCGUGACGUGCUGCGUGGUCCUUAUCCUGUUGGUGGUGUCCGUGGUAGUGCAGGUCAAGCAGCCCCGGAAAAAGUACCUGGUGCGCCGUGACGACUUCGACCCCACCGUUUUCCAGGAGGUAUUCCAGGAGGGUCCGGCGCACUACGAGCUGUGCACGCUCCGCAGUGCCACGGCGGCCUCGGCUGAGCUGGCCGAGCUGGCCGAGGACUUCGACAGCUACCACAGGCUCAGGUGCUCAUCUUCCCGCUGCCUGCACGACCACCACUUCCCCGUUUCCCAGCUGCCCAACGCCAGGGGUAGCCGCGGCAACCUGAGCCCCCACACCCCCACGCCACCGCCCCCCCCUCCACCGCCCGCCGCUGCCGCCAUCAUGACGGACCUACCGCCUCAACCCGCCAGGCCCCUCCUACCGCCCGUCGCCAGGCGUGGCAUCCUAGCCAUGAAGCACAGCUACCAGCAGGGGGCGCCAGAUACCUGCGACCUGGAGGAUGAGCUGGAAGAGGUGCCCACCACAAGCCACAGGCUGACCAGGCACGACACAACACUACAGCGCAGUCGUUUUUAAAGGCUGAAGGGACGCAGCAAGUGCUGAAGGCAUGUGCUCAGGUCCCCAUGCUCAGAUCCCUUUACAUGUCUAGAUCCCUGCAAACUGUACAGGAUCACGUGGCCAUUUAAAGAAGGUCAUCUGAGGUCAUCCACAUUCAUGGAGACAGCUCUGGAUACUAUCUGACAGAGACCUCUUUUGUUCAGAGGUUGCUUGUGAUAAACCUGUGUUUACUUUCCAACAAGGGCUCACACUUUUGGCUACAUUUCUUAACAGAUUUUUUUACAUAACAUACACCCAAGCCACCUUGAUUUAUCUAAAUGUUUGUGACAAAUAUAGGAUACAAGAAUGCACUUUAGUAAAACUGUAUAUAGAUAAGAUUGCAAUAUUUACAACUUCUGCUGUAGUAGUGAGAUAAAGAAACAGUCAUGGCAUGAUCCUGUUCUGAAUCUGAACUAACUUUACUGUCUUUUUGCAACCUGACUGCUUGAAGAAUUUAAGUGUUGUCAUACUGGCUUUGUUUAAAACAAAAGCAGUUAUCUGGGUGCACAUUUCAUGUGCUUUUACUUUGUGUCACUGAGAAUUUGAUUCAGUGUGUGCAUGCUAGAGGUUUAGGCACCAAACAGAAUAAUUAUUGAUGAUAAUUCUCUCUGUGCAAAGGGACAUUGAGAUAUUAAAAUGUAAGAGCCAUGAUAUUUCAGGUACUGCCUCAUUGGGUCUCUAAGCAAACAUGAAUCUGAAUACAACACAACUAGGGUGUAAGAGACAAUCAGAAGGUAAGACCU
This is a messenger RNA of Electrophorus electricus (electric eel), 3311 nucleotides long. RefSeq names its product neuropilin (NRP) and tolloid (TLL)-like 1, like (gene neto1l). Gene Ontology annotation, cellular component: postsynaptic density. Gene Ontology annotation, biological process: positive regulation of excitatory postsynaptic potential. Lineage: Eukaryota; Metazoa; Chordata; Actinopteri; Gymnotiformes; Gymnotidae. Gene Ontology annotation, molecular function: ionotropic glutamate receptor binding. The record is from RefSeq and is a predicted model, not a curated record.